Molecule: messenger RNA, 366 nt
Organism: Protopolystoma xenopodis
Lineage: Eukaryota; Metazoa; Platyhelminthes; Monogenea; Polystomatidea; Polystomatidae
Source: the annotation of a GenBank genome assembly
GCAUCUGCCUAUCUUAAGCAGGGCAAAUACAAAGAAGCCGAGGAACUUUACAAAGAAGUAUUGACUCGAGCCCACGAAAAUGAGUUUGGUCAAAUUUCGGACACAAAUAAACCUAUAUGGAUGCUUGCAGAGGAGCGCCAAGCUGGUAGAUUGCCUCCUUCAGUAAUGAGAGAUACUAAUAAUCCUCAUCAUGGCAUGUGGAUGCGUGCAACAAAGCUUGAUAACUCCACUGUAUUUACGACUCUGAAAAACCUGGCCGCCUUGUAUCGUCGACAAGGUAACUUUGAUGCAGCAGGGACUAUAGAAGAAUGUACUUCUGGAGGUGGCACCGUAAGACUACCUUCACUUAAUCUCUGUCUCAACUAG